UAAGUGCUGUUAUAAAUACUGCUCUAGGUAUAUUCGCUUCCAGACUUAUUUGAGUGAAUGCUUCCUAGUUUUUUAUUUAGGGCUCUGAUUAUAUUGAAUAUCUAGUGAAAUUUUUUCCUCAAUUAUGGGCAAAAAGUGUAGAGGUAUACGGGCCAAUUGGACUUCCGAAAUGAUGGAAGAAGCCAUCGACCUGUUGAAACAAGGUAAAUCACAGCGUUAUGUUGAAAAGCACUGUGGUAUUCCAAGGCGCACCUUACGAAAUCAUUUGAAAUCUGGAGAUACAGAAAGGAAACUUGGACGCAAAAAACUUCUGACUGCUGAUCAAGAGAACGAACUAGAAAAUCGUAUAAUACGGCUUUCGGAAGUAAGAGUUCCGUUAACACCAAAGCAACUGCGAAGAUGUGUGUACAAUUUUACAAAAGCAAAUUCCAUAGAAAACAAGUUUAAUGUUCAGAAAGAAAUGGCGGGGAAAGAUUGGUUCCAGCGAUUUCUAAAACGUCAUCCUGCACUGUCGAAGCGUAAGGCGCAAAGUAUGAACCCUGCCAGGGCCCAAAAGCUGAAUCCCGUUAUUGUCAAAGAUUAUUUCACAAAACUCGGAAAUAUUAUGGAUAAAUUGCAAGUACGCCACUCCCCACAUCGAAUAUACAAUUUAGACGAAAAAGGAUGCAGGUUAACUCUCCAUCAUUCCCAGUUAGUACUUGCUCAGAAAGGUGCCCGCCGUGUUCAUUUGGUAGCUCACGAACACGCUGAAAAUGCAACAAUUGUAGCUUGUGUAAAUGCGGUUGGCCAUACAAUACCACCCAUGAUUCUUUUCAAAGGACAGCGUCUAAAACCUACUUUCAAAGAUAAUCUGCCUGACGGAGCUGUCGUGCAUAUGGCACCCAAAGGCAGCAUGACUUCUGAAAUAUUUGUCAAGUGGCUGGAACAUUUCGCUACCUAUAAAGCACCAGGUAAAGUUUUGUUGAUUCUUGAUGGAGCUUCUUGUCACUUGGAUAUAGAUAUUGUCCUUAAAGCUGAAGAAUUUGAUAUUACAAUUUUCUGUCUCCCAAGCAAUACCACACAUGAAUUGCAACCACUAGAUAAGUCAGUGUUCAGAUCGUUCGAACACAACUGGGAUCAAGAACUCUUAUUCUACUGGGACAAAUAUCCAGAUCGAAGAAUGACGAAAGAUAGAUUCGGACUCGUGUUCACACCAACCUGGAAUAAGUGUAUGUCAAUUGACAAUAUCACUAAUGGCUUCAGAAGUACAGGUAUCUAUCCCUACAACCCAAAUGCAAUAGCAGAGACUGCCUUUGCGCCUUCUCUACCAACACAUCAAGAGAAUCCAUACCCUGAUGCGCCCAUUUCGGACAUUUCAAGCUCAAGUGAUGAAGAAGAUAAUUUGCCAUUAAUGAGAUUAAAACUCAAACUCCAAAAAUCCAUGGAAUAUGAAAGCGGCUCAGGUACAGUUCCAGAAACCUCAGAAGCAUCAUCUAGUUUUCCUGCUUCAAUUUUACCGAGCUCAUCAUCGAAAAUUUUACCAGCCUGUUCUUCAAAGGAAAACACAUUUCAUUCCAUUUUUCCUACCCCGGAGGGCAAAUUGAAAAAAAUUACUUCAACUCCUAGAAGAAAAGCAAUCAAUUACAAGGCACAGACUCUUUGUAGAGACUUGUUUUCUGAUAAAAAUAAAGAAAACAUUCCGUUGAGUUCAAAAUCUUCCAAAAAAAAUGUUGAAAAACAACCAGAAGUGACAGAAUCGUGGAUGUGCAGCAUCUGCCAUGAAGAUUUUGAGGCUGAUAUGCGUCGAUGCACAAGUUGCAAUCUUUGGGCACACGAAGAAUGUAUUGGAUAUACUGCAGAAGAUAAUGAAGAUUUCGUUUGUUGGGAUUGUGCUCCAUAAAUGCAAGCUGGGCCCUAUUUCGAGAGCGACCGGAAAUAAGGUCCAAUAUUCUACUUUUCUUAUAUGUUUUUUUUUAAAUUUAUCACGUUGAAUUUCGAAAGUUUUAUUUUUAUAUUUGAACAGAAAAAGAAUGAAGGUUUGGUUUUCAUAAAGCGUUUCAGUGAAAUAUAUUAAAAUGAAAAAAAAAAUCACUCACAGAAGCUUAGGUGGGCCUUAUAACCCGCCGGUACCUUACGUAAUACCUGUCAGAAGCGGAAUAAUCAGCAACGUUGCCAGUGUGACACAUUUGUACUUACAUUGAAUGAGAUUAUGACAUUAACAGGGAUCGAAUUUUCGUGCCCCUUUUGGAUUCGAAAAAUUGGCAAGUGUAUUAUAUGUGAAGAUCUUGUUAAUUGGUUCCAACUAUUUAUGGUUUUCAUUUAACAAGUAUUACCGCUCUUUUAAUCAGAUCAGUCUAUAGCUGAUACUGAUACCGAACCUUUGAGGGAACCGGGCAAAAUUGUAGAAAUAGAUGAAGCGAAAUUUGGUUAGAGAAAAUAUAAUCGAGGUAGAAUUAUAGAGGGGCAGUGGAUUUUUGGGGGAAUCGAGCGAGAAUCCAAGAAAGUAUUCAUGGUUCCAGUUGCUGAUAGGAGUCAGGAUACGUUGUUGGAAUUAAUCAAGGAGUGGAUUCUUCCAGAAACUACUGUUAUGUCCGAUUGUUGGAGAUCCUAUGAUUGUUGGGAAAAUGAGGAUGUCCAACAUUUUGUUCUUUACUUGGCCGAGCAUUAUUUUCAUCGUAAAUUCCCUGAAUUCACCGAUAGGUUUAAUGAAUUCUUCAAAAACAUUUCCGAAAUAUAUACCCCCACAGACACUCAACAUGAACAUAUAAAUUAUCAUAAACUUGCCGAAUUUUCUACUCGAAUAGGUGUGCGAAAAUUAUGAGUUUCCAUACAGUUUUAUAAUACGUCAUAAUCUCAAACAAUCUAUAUGAAUUUCCACCAAGUAAA
Molecule: messenger RNA, 2865 nt
Organism: Harmonia axyridis
Lineage: Eukaryota; Metazoa; Arthropoda; Insecta; Coleoptera; Coccinellidae
Product: tigger transposable element-derived protein 1-like
Exons: 2
Coding region: 125-1879 (584 amino acids)
Cellular component (GO): nucleus
Molecular function (GO): DNA binding
Source: RefSeq, a predicted model, not a curated record